Phytophthora nicotianae INRA-310 is the source of this 1047-nucleotide messenger RNA. RefSeq lists its product as hypothetical. The record is from RefSeq and is a predicted model, not a curated record. Gene Ontology annotation, biological process: carbohydrate transport. The transcript has a single exon. Bases 154 to 990 code for a protein of 278 amino acids. Lineage: Eukaryota; Oomycota; Peronosporomycetes; Peronosporales; Peronosporaceae. Gene Ontology annotation, molecular function: sugar transmembrane transporter activity. Gene Ontology annotation, cellular component: membrane.
CAAUCAUACCGGACGAAGCAGUCUGAGCUGCACAUCCUUCAGGCAGUGCUGAUCGAACGGCGUGUUGCAUUCUUCAGUUUGCAUCCAGACUCGCUGCACACACAUCUCCAUAGACUGCCAGCUUCAUCCAGAUCAACUAUCUUAUAGACGACCAUGAGCGGCAACGACACGGCCAUCCUCGUCUUCAAGAUCAUCACUAUCGUCACGACCGUCAUGAUGCGCUUUUCGCUGCUGCCAGAUUUCCAGCGGAUGCGAAAGAUGAAGAGCACAGGCGACAUGUCUGUGCUGCCCUGUGUGUUGCUGUACGCCAACUGCUACUUGCUGUGCUGGUAUAGUUACGCCGUGGACAACAUCAUCCCGCUAUUCCUGACUGCAGCACUCGGGGUCAUUUGCGGAGCCAUCCUCGCUGUCUUCUUCUACAAGUGGACAGCACACAAACGCGAUGUCAUGAAAAUCUUUAUAAUAUCAGGCGUGGUCAUGAUUCUAGAAACAAUUUACGGUGUGAUAGCGUUGCUGGGAUGGUCAGGUCAAAGUCGGUCGUCUACGGGUACAACACUAGGUGUUCUCGUUAUCAUUUCGUCCGUCGGACUGUACGCGUCGCCGAUGGCUACAAUUCGACAUGUGAUUCGGACCAAGACAUCGUCUUCAAUGCCUUUCACAAUGGGCGUUGUGAACGUCAUCAAUAGUUUCUGCUGGGUCGUGUAUGCUAUCCUGGUCGACGACGUUUUUAUCUUGGUCCCGAAUGCGUCAGGAGCACUAUUAGGCUCGAUCCAGCUCAUCCUUACGUGUAUUUAUCCGCGUAAAGCUCUGCCUGAUGGCCAGAUCAUUUCUGGGACGAUCAAUGACCCUCACGCUGGUUCGACCGUCUGUGGUGAGCUGGCGGCGCUGUCAAUCGUAGUGCACUCUCCACUUCAGGACAAUCGAAAGAACAAGAAGAGCGACGCUGUUGAUGGCUCAAGUUUUGUUGCGCUUAGAUCUCCCGAGUCAUGAAGAAUAGAAUUAAUCUUUAAAAAUCAAAAUGUGACGAUAAUGCCGAAUGAUCUAGAC